AUGUUUAAAAUCAGUAAAGAUGCUGAAAGUUCAAUUUAUCAUUUUUAUACAACUGUAAUUAAUAGUAUUCAUUGUGAUCUAACUUUCAGUUACUCUACUCGUAAAUGGAAUACUAGUAAUUGUCGAUCAACAUUGAUGGCUGGCCCACCAGAUGUUAUGAAAAAAGAAACUAUAGUUUUUAAUUUAAUCUCCAAUAUACAAGAAAUAGACGUUAAAAGUGUACAACUGUUAAUCAUCACAACAACAAGUGGUGAACAAGUUCAAUUUGCACGUUAUUAA
Rotaria sordida is the source of this 279-nucleotide messenger RNA. The record is from the annotation of a GenBank genome assembly. Lineage: Eukaryota; Metazoa; Rotifera; Eurotatoria; Philodinida; Philodinidae.